Molecule: messenger RNA, 3355 nt
Organism: Homarus americanus (American lobster)
Lineage: Eukaryota; Metazoa; Arthropoda; Malacostraca; Decapoda; Nephropidae
Product: zwei Ig domain protein zig-8-like
Exons: 8
Coding region: 421-1449 (342 amino acids)
Biological process (GO): synapse organization
Cellular component (GO): neuron projection membrane
Source: RefSeq, a predicted model, not a curated record
CCGUGGGAUACAGACGUCCUGCGCGAACCGUCUCCCUUAUUCGCGUCAAACAGUUUAGUUCGCGCGAGUCGUAGUUCACAGACCCUCCCCGCGAGAGAAAGAGAGAGAGCUCUAAACUCAUUCCUCAACCACUUAUAUAUAAUCCUCACCGUCAACUACUAGGUAUCUCUCAUGCUUAAAAAAAAUAGUAAAUAGCAAAAGUGUCAAAAUAUAGAUAAUGAUUAAAUUUUUGGAUGCUUUCUGUAACUUGGCUGAUAGGCCGGAAGUCUCGGUUUUAUGUUGAGAGUGAAAUCAUUGUGUGACAGUGGCAGAGUGCGCGUUACUUCCCUAUAACAAGAAAUUUUAUUAAGAGUGAAUAAAUAUAACAGACCCCGCAGCAGUGAGUGAAACCAGGGUUGCCAGACACCGCCGCCCACGACGAUGGUGUUCACGCGAUCGGCACACCUGCUGCUGCUCAUGUGGGUUGUGAGAGCAUCAGAUGGUGAGACGGACGAGGUGACCACACUAAGGGAGGAUGUGUCCGACCAGCCCACGGCCCCUGACAUACUCCAGAUAGGCCUCGACCACGCCCCCAGCCCACUGGAGGCCCACCAGGUGCCCUUUCCCGGCAAGGUCUCAGCCACGGAGCCCUAUAUUGACCCCGCCACGCCACUCAAGGUCCGCGCCUACGCUGGUCACACUGCCUUCAUCCCCUGCCUCGUCAACAACUUGGGCCAACGCUCGGUGUCAUGGGUACGUCAUCAGGAUAUACACGUGUUGACUGUAGGUCGCUUCACCUUCACUAAUGACGACAGGUUUGAGGUCCAGCAUGAUGACGGCAGUAAUGAAUGGGUGUUAAAGCUCAGGACGCCAUCUGUUAACGACUCAGGGACCUACGAGUGUCAGAUUAACACCAAGCCAACCAUCACUCAGCUCAUUACACUUAGAGUCUUAGAGCCUCGGGCGGUCAUCACAGCAGGUAGAGAGUUGUACCUGGAUAAGGGCUCGACGUUGCGUCUUACCUGUCAAGUCAGAGAUGCUCCUACCCCUUCUGAUUUCCUGCUAUGGUACCACGAGCAGAAGGUGGCCAACUACGAGGUGGAAGAGGUGGAGGUGACGGUCAGAGUGGAGAACGGGACCACAGUGAGCAGCCUUACCUUGGGGGACGCCCAGGUGUAUAACUCUGGCCAAUACAGCUGUAGCCCCUCCAACGCCAAGGCUGCUUCAAUUCGCGUCCACGUGCUUAGUGGUGAGCAUCCGGCGGCCAUGCAGACCAACACCGCCUCCUGCCUGCUGCGUCGGGGGGCCGCCUACACCACCCUCAUCCACCUGUUUACCCCGACCCUGCUUCCGCUGACCCUCUCUACUGUCACUUCAGCCUUCUGCUUCAGGCCAAUGUAUCAGUCCGCGUCACCAUUGGCACUUCUGUUGGCACUGCACGCCUUCAGUGCCAUUCUACAGGUGUCCUGAUUAGUGUCACGCAUCUUACUCUUUUCUACGAAAUGUGUUCUAAGUGUCCAGUUUCUUUUGCGUUCAUCCUAAAAGGUAUUUCGUGUGCGUGAUGAACUCCGUGUGUGAGUGAAGAACUCAUCAUGUGUGCGUGAUGAACGCUGUGUGUGAAUUAUUCUAGAAUAGAAAAUCGUAAUAAAAGUUUCAUUUUGGUGCGUCACUUGAGGUCCACCUACUGAGCGUCUCUUCCGGGCAGCUCUCAAGACUUUGUGGUGAAGUCGAGGAGUUAUGAUGCGACUCACAGUCCGGAGAUACGACGAGAGGCUUCGCUUUUCUUUCCAAGAGCUUUUUGGUUGUAUUUUUAACAUUGAAGAGUUUUAAACUCCCGACAGCCUUCACAGUUGGAGGAAUUCUCCCUAAAUCGUUUAACUUCUUGGAGGAUCUGCGGUGCUCAGAGCUUAAUAUCCUGGGCUCACUAAUGGCUUCUUCAACAACAACUUAUCCUCUGGUGAUGCUCACUCACCUCAGUCAUCACCUGAUAAAUGAUCAUUAUCCUCGCUCUCUGUAUGACGCGAAGAGCCCUCAAGAUUUAUGACAGCCUCGUCUAUAUGUUCUGUUUAAGUUUAUCAAGAAGAAACUACUCCAAUAUAAACCAUAAUUAAUGACGAUAAAAAAAAAUAUCCACAAAACAGUAUUUUUUCUCACCAGUUCUAAAAAUUCUUGAUAAUUAAAGGUGACACGUGGGUGGAAAAUCAGCGUUUAGAGACGAGUUCUUACAUACUGUUACAGAUAUUUUGGGAACUAGAAUGAUUUAUUUCUUGGACGGUUUAAUAGACAACAUAAUUACCUUGGCAUUAAGAGAACAUAAAAGCAGCUGGAAGGUAAUACAAUACUGUCUAUGUCUACAUGUGUGUACAGACAAUGUAGACAGUGUAAACAAUGAGCCAACUAUCAACCCUUUAACCCAUAAACAAUUCAGAAACUUACCUGGAAUGGGAAACAGUACAUCUCUCCAACACAGUGACCUCGUAGGAUAUGAGUUAACCUUUGACCUUGAGUGAGCCUAUCAGCCUCCAGAUAUGAUACUCCAGAUUCCUACUCCUACUCCUCCAUCAGGCCCUGUUAAGGCUCCUGAAGGCUCUCUCAUAAACUUCCUGCCUCCUGGAAUUUGGAGAACCUUAAGUGGAUAAGUGUGUGUGUGUGUGUGUGUGUGUGUGUGUGUGUGUGUGUGUGUGUGUGUGUGUGUGUGUGUGUGUGUGUGUGUGUGUGUGUGUGUGUGUGUUAAAUAAAAGUCACUAAACAGACUAUUUUACAUAACGUGAUAAAGUACAUAUGAAAAUCUUUACCCCCACAAUAUACUGUUAAUUAUCGUCUUAAAGCCUCUGCCAUUAAGUUGUUCUCGUGGUAAAUUAAUUAGAUGACCUUAUUUAGAUACUUUAUUUUCUAUCUAUGUGAACUUUGACCUGACGGCAGGACCUCUUCUUCUCUCUGCUGGUCAUGUGAAGAAAAUGAAGAUAAUUAAAAUGAAGAACAGAAUGAAAUAAAGAGAAUAUUAUAGAAUAGGAAGAAAUGAUAAAAAGAAGGAACAAGGAGAGAGGAAAUCACAGGUGAAGAAAGUGAAGAAAGAAGGAAGAUGAAGGAAUAUAAAUAAAGUAAAGGAGGAUAAAACGACAAAAAGAAGAAAUACGAUGACAAACAAAAAUAAGAAUGAAGAAAAAUGAAGAGUGCAUAUAUUGAAGGAAAAAAGAUAUAGGAGACGAAGAGGAAAAAAAAGAUUACGACGAUCAGAUGAACAACAGGUGUAGUAGGUAAUAACGAGGAGACAAGAGGCAUACCUGGAGAACAUAAACAAACAUCAUCAACACAACACCAACACCUGCCAACAUCACCUGUCAACAUCACCUGCCAACAUCACCUGUCAACAUCA